Molecule: messenger RNA, 1948 nt
Organism: Rhinolophus ferrumequinum (greater horseshoe bat)
Lineage: Eukaryota; Metazoa; Chordata; Mammalia; Chiroptera; Rhinolophidae
Gene: C13H2orf81
Product: chromosome 13 C2orf81 homolog
Exons: 4
Coding region: 107-1876 (589 amino acids)
Source: RefSeq, a predicted model, not a curated record
CGGCGCUGCGCACCGGUUUGGUUGUCGGUGCGACGGUUAGGCAGAGGCUACAGCAUCGGGGCGGGGAAGCUGCUGAAACCUAGAGGUUGGAGAAUCAGCUGCGGCGAUGACGCACGAAAGCUCGAGGCAGGCCCGAGACCGCGGGGUGACCCGGUCCAAGGCAGAAAAGGCACGGCCGCCUACUGUGCUGGUGCCGCAGGUGGACAUCGUUCCUGGGAGGCUCACUGAAGCUGAGUGGAUGGCGCUGUCUGCUCUGGAGGAAGGCGAGGACGUGGUGGGGGACAUCUUGGAGGAGCUGCUGGCGCGAGUCAUGGACUCUGCCUUCAAAGUCUACCUGACUCAGCAGUGCAUUCCAUUCACCAUCAGCCAGGCUCGGGAGGCCAUGCUGCAGAUCACCGAGUGGUGCUUCCUGGCCCGGGAUGAGGGAGAAUCUGCAGUGGCCGAGGACCCCACAUGGGGCGAGGACGAGGAGCCCUUGCCCUGUACAAUUGACGCUUGGGCUCAGGGAUGUGUGCCCGUGCUGCACGCGCCCGCCUCCAUGGGGCUGGAGGAGACCUUCCAAAGUGAAGACCAAGAGAGCGCGGACCAGAUUUCUUUAGGAAGAUCGUGGAUGGAUAGAGGCUUUGAGGAGCAGAUGGAAUCUUGGGAAAAUUCUCGCAAGCUGAGAGACACCCCCAUUCCCCUGUCCACGCUGGAGCUGUUUCAGGAGGCCGGGCCCGGGUGUCCUUUAGAGGAACUGGAAGGCAAGGGAGGAGGCCACUUGUCCUCUGCUGAGUCCUCGAAAAUGAGCCUCCAACGGUCGUUGUCGUCGUCGUCGUCGUCGUCGUUGGAGAUGGCUCCCGCCGACAGUCCCCACCCUUCUGUGGCGCUGUCCCUGGUAACCAGCCCCCAGGAGUGGGCUGAGAGGGCACAGCCCCUCAGCUCCCAGUUCUCGCUGGGGGACCUCCACUGUUGCACGCCGCAGCUGCACGGGGCUGGAGACCUGCCAGAGCUUAAAAAGGAGGAGGUGCCCUGCAUGGCCUCCAGCGGCAGCGUGUUGUUGGAGGGCUCCUCUGCGGGUGGUCUCGCCGCACUAGCCUUCUCCGCGUCCUUCGGGUCGCAGCCGCAGCCGCAGCCGCAGCCCCAGCGCGCAAACGUGUGGCUGAGGUCGGGUUCCCACAGUUCCUACAGGGCCCGCCACGAAGUGGCGGUGGCACCCCUGGACCCCGCACGGCUUCCGCGCCACUGGACAUGCCCCCUGGCUGAGAUUGUGGACGCAGACGACGUGGCGCGCUCGCUGGAAACCUACCGUAGGCGCCGGCGGGGCGAUAAGAUGGAGGCCUGGGCCAGAUGUCCAGCCACCCGCCCCGUCGUCCCUGUCUCCCAGGCAGCUUUCUUCCCCCACCCACCUGGAGUUCCUUUCCGUGCCUUGUGCCGGGGCGUCCAAUUCCCCACAUUAAGCAUGGGCCAACCACCGCCAGGCUUCUGGUCAAAGCUGCCCUUGCCCAGACCCAAGAACCGCUUUCUCUACACACACCGGGAGCUCCCCAAAAUGGCCCGCAGCCCCAGACCCCAAAUGUGGCCUGGUGCAAAGUGGCCCAGGGGCGGGGAGGAGGACGCCAUGUUGCUGGAAAAGCUGUGGGCGGGCCGCACCCAUGCACCUUCUCAGCGCCUGGACCCGGAGUACAAGGAGCUCCCAGAUCCUCACAGGUGUCCUCAUCCUGAGCUUCACGUCCUCGAGGCCACGUCCCAGCUAAUGUGGGAGCCCAUGGUGCUGCUGGAAGCCAUGAAGCUGGCUCCUGGUGUGAGCCUAUGGAACCCAGCCACCCAGAUGCUGCUCAGAUCUGGCACACCCCAGCAGGAGGACAAAGAAGGUGACACCUCUCCUCCCAUCUAACAGCACCCCACCCAGACAGGUGCCCGGAAGUCCCAGGUGACUGUGCUACAGCUAACGAAGAACUCAACCCCU